Molecule: messenger RNA, 792 nt
Organism: Lachancea sp. 'fantastica'
Lineage: Eukaryota; Fungi; Ascomycota; Saccharomycetes; Saccharomycetales; Saccharomycetaceae
Source: the annotation of a GenBank genome assembly
AUGAACGAAAAAGGUAGAAUUUUGAGGCGCGGCGGCUUGUUCUUCGGGACCGCCACUAUUUGCAUCGGCACACUGGUAGCUGCACUGGUUUUAGCUGUUCUAGGCCAAAGAGAUGCUGCUUCUCAUAAGAAUGGACCCAAAACUUACUCGACAGUAGCAACUGGCCGUUGGGCUCAGUCAGAGUUCCCAAGAAUCCACUCGACCUGCAACAGCACCAAAGCGGAUUUCCUCACAAAAGCUUUCGCUGACACAAUGGAUGCCACUAGUUACGCAAUGAGUGUGCUUUCUUCCAACGACAGCUUUGUAGAUUCUGAAAUCUACAAACGUUGGUUCGGGGAUGGAAAGCUUUAUGAGGUCUUGGGUGUUAUAGAAGGAGUCGCCAAUGUGUCAAAAACGUCUUUGCUUCUUCGUUGCGACGAUGCCGAUGGGCUUUGCAAAAAGAAUGAAAACUAUUAUGCCGGACAUCAUCGUGAGAACCAUCCCUACGAGACAGUGAUUUGUGACUAUUUUUAUCAGGCUCGUGUGCCGCUAAGCGAUAUGUGCACCAAAGGUAACCUUACGCAGUAUGGACCGCAAAAGUAUUACGGUAUCGAUAUGCUGCACCGUUAUUUCCACGUUCCAUCGAUUAGCCAAAACGAGUUCAUUUCGGAGUUCACCGAGGAUCUUGAUGAGACUUUGGCAUUGGCAAGGUCUAACUCCACAUACGCCGUUAGAAACGUUGACAGCUACCUCUAUUUUUUGGCUGACUUGUGGGGCAACAAGGUAAAAAGCGGUGGAUGCUUCGACAACUGA